CCCCACCCCCUCCACCCCUGGGCGUCUCCAUUUUGGUCGCGCAGGUUGACACUGGACCACAACCUGCGGAGUAGCGGAGGGGAGUCAGCAGUAUUGUGAGGGCCCAGUCGGCUCACCGUACUUUCUCCCUCCUUUCCUCCGCCCGCAGAAGCCAGGGUCGCCCAUGGCUGGCUUGGAGGUACUGUUCGCGUCGGCGGCGCCGGCCAUCACCUGCGCGCAGGACGCGCUCGUCUGCUUUCUGCACUGGGAGGUGGUCACGCACGGCUACUACGGCUUGGGUGCCGGCGACCAGCCAGGUCCCAAUGAUAAGAAAUCAGAGCUGUUGCCAGUGGAAUGGAACAGUAAUAAAGACCUGUAUGUCCUCCGAUAUGAGUCCAAGGAUGGGUCCAGAAAGCUCCUCGUGAAGGCUGUCACCGUGGAGAACAGCAUGAUCAUCAAUGUGCUGGAACAUGGCUCACAGCAAGUGUCAGAUUUGACCCUGAACUUGAAUGAUUAUAUCGAUUCAGAACAUCUGGUUGACUUCCACAGGGUCUACAAGAACAGCGAGGAGCUUCGGUCUCGCAUUAUCUCUGGGAUUAUUACACCUAUUCAUGAGCAGUGGGAAAAGGCCAAUCUAAGUCCCCACCGGGAGUUUCCCCCUGCCACUGCCAGAGAGGUGGACCCACUCCGGAUUCACCCACAACACCCACACACGAGCCGACAGCCUACCUGGUGUGAUCCCCUGGGCCCGUUUGCUGUCGGGGGAGAGGACCUAGACCCCUUUGGGUGUCGGAGAGGUGGCAUGAUUGUGGAUCCCCUGAGAUCUGGCUUCCCAAGAGCACUUAUUGACCCGUCAUCAGGACUCCCAAACCGGCUUCCUCCAGGUGCUGUGCCCCCAGGAGCACGCUUUGACCCCUUUGGACCUAUUGGGACCAGCCCGUCUGGACCUAACCCAGACCAUCUGCCCCCGCCGGGCUACGAUGACAUGUACCUGUGAAGGCCUCAAGAAUGUAACAUCCCAGCCUUCCCUCCACUCUCCUGGAGCUGCCACCGUGGGCCCCACCAGCACCCAUUUUCUUGUGGGCUGGGGUCAAAGGACUCUGUCCAUGUGUUUGCAGGCCGGCUGGGAUUGCCUUCCCACCCCCUACCAGAGCCAGGGCACCUGCUGCAGUUCUCCACCUGGCUGCAUAUAGGUCCCAAAGAGAAAUCAGUGUGUGUCUCACCACCAGCUCCUCUCCACUUCCCAGGGGAGACUCCGGCAACAUAUGCCCUUGACCUGAUGCAGUAGCUGCAUCGCUAUAAGAACAGAACCCAUUUUUGGAUGUUAUUAUUAAGAACCAAAUGUCAAUACAAAAAUCAUGUUGCCGGUCUCCAACUCUUCUUUACUGCACAGCUCCUUCCAUGUAUGAGACUUGAGAGUUUGAAUCUUUAAGGGGCUAAAGGACUCUCUUAGGCAUCUUCCUUUCAUGAAUUGCUCUCGCUCCUGAUACCACUAAGAUGGUCUGGCUGCAUGGAUGAAAAUGAGUGACUGGAACCCCCAUAAGCCACAGGGAUGACUUCCACAAGGCCAGGCGCGUUGCAGAACAACUACAUCAUUCUGAAAAGGGCAAGACGUUCCAGUUGUGCUUGUCUGAGCCUGUCCUCUGAGUCUGUCUGUGCCUGGGCAAUGGCUGCCUACGAACAGAGGAAUAAACAGAGCAGACCUGAAGGCUAA
Molecule: messenger RNA, 1693 nt
Organism: Dama dama (fallow deer)
Lineage: Eukaryota; Metazoa; Chordata; Mammalia; Artiodactyla; Cervidae
Gene: PSMF1
Product: proteasome inhibitor subunit 1
Exons: 7
Coding region: 164-976 (270 amino acids)
Biological process (GO): proteasome-mediated ubiquitin-dependent protein catabolic process
Molecular function (GO): endopeptidase inhibitor activity; proteasome binding
Source: RefSeq, a predicted model, not a curated record